Messenger RNA from Mycena indigotica, 1614 nucleotides. RefSeq names its product Cytochrome b5 heme-binding domain-containing protein. Lineage: Eukaryota; Fungi; Basidiomycota; Agaricomycetes; Agaricales; Mycenaceae. The coding region runs from base 1 to 1614 and encodes 537 amino acids. The transcript has 19 exons. The record is from RefSeq and is a predicted model, not a curated record. Gene Ontology annotation, molecular function: acyl-CoA dehydrogenase activity; flavin adenine dinucleotide binding.
AUGGUCGUCAAGCCCUUUACAAGAGAAGAAGUAGCACAGCAUGCGACUGCGGGAGACUUGCUCAUCAUCAUCGACUCGAAAGUAUACGAUCUCAGCAAAUUCUCAUCCCUCCACCCUGGUGGCCUCUCUGUUCUUCUUGACUCGGAAAUAGCGGGACAAGAUGCAACCGAAAGAUUCUACGAGCUUCACCGUGCUGAAGUUCUCGAAAAAUACGCGCGUCUACAAGUCGGUGUUAUACAAGGGGAACCAGAAAUAGCGAAUCGUGUUCCUGGCGCCCUCAGCCAAGUUCCAUACGCAGAGCCAACAUGGCUUGCUUCUGGAUACCACACUCCCUACUACAAGGAGCACCACCGUCGCUUCCAAAAGGUUUACCGCAAAUUCGUCGAGGAGGUCGUCUUGCCAGAUGCUCAAGCACGCGAAACCGAUGGACAACCGCCAUCACAACACAUCGUCGAUGAGAUGUGUCGGCUCAAUAUUCUUGCAAUGCAGAUCGGUCCUGGAAAGCAUAUGAAGGGUAGAGUGCUAAUGGACGGCGUGAUUUCUCUGGAAGAGUUUGACCCUUUCAUCGAAUUAAUCAUCACCCAAGAUGCGGCUAGACUACAUGCGCGAGGCUACAACGAUGGAUUAGGUGGCGGGACUAUCAUUGGCCUUCCACCCGUGAUUAACUUCGCACAACCUGCCCUACGAGAUCGCGUUGUCGAAGAUGCGCUCUCAGGCAAACGCCCUAUUUGUCUUGCAGUCACAGAGGCCUUCGCCGGAAGCGACGUUUCCGGUAUACGGACCAGGGCCCGUAAGACCGAGGACGGGUUCUGGAUUGUGUCAGGUACUGCUCCAAUCUCUCGAGCCAUCAAAGCUAAUCGGAGUCGUUUUCAGGAACUAAGAAAUGGAUCACGGCAAGUAACUGGCACCCGAGCUCAUUGGUUCACAACAGCUUGCAAAACUGAUGACGGAGAAAUCAUCGUCCUCCUUAUUGAGCGGGGCGAGGGAGUAGAAACUAAGCCAAUCAAGACAUUCUACUCAGCAACAGCGGGAACCGCAUUCGUUACCUUUGAUAACGUCAAAGUUCCAGAUGCAAACCGCCUUGGUCCUGGAGUUCCUGGUCUGCUCAUCAUUCUAGCCAACUUCAAUCAUGAGCGAUGGGUCCUCGUCGCGCAUAACAUUGCACGCCAACGCGUCAUAUUUGAAGAAUGCCUCAAGUGGGCGACACAGAGAAAAGUUUUCGGCAAGCCGCUCAGCUCGCAGGCCAUCGUGCGCCAGAAGCUUGCUGCCAUGAUUUCACGGUUCGAAAGCUGCCAAGCCUGGAUUGAGUCAAUCACAUACCAGAUGUGCCAUAUGAGCCCUAUGGAACAAGCUCAACAGCUCGCAGGACAAAUUGCAUUCUUGAAGAUGUAUGCCACUCGGGAGUCCCAGAAGACGGCCGCAGAUGCUGUUCAGAUAUUUGGCGGUCGAGGGAUAACCAAAACAGGCAUGUUUUUUGAAUGGGGCGCUUCGUUGAACAUGUGCUUCCACCAUUCUCUUCUCAUCGACGCGGUUGGAGGAGGAGCCGAAGAUGUUUUGGGAGAUCUUGGCGUCCGACAAGCGCUGAGAAACCUGCCACGAAAUGCCCGUUUAUAG